CACGGUCUAACCCUUUAAAUUAAACUGUUCAAUUGUGAAAUGUAUGUCAGAGGUCCUUUAGCACUAAAACAGCUGUCCUUUCAAUCUAAACAAGUAUCAUGUUUCAAUGUUGAACACUGAGCAGCCUGUAGAGGUCAAACAGUUUAAAAUAGAAAACCGUCCACUCUAAACUGCUUUUCCUGGAGCAGGAAUAGCAGCCCUUUUCGAAGCAACAAGACUGAAGAUUGCGGCGUCAUAGACUUUUUUUUAUCAACUCCAUGUCACCUUUUCAGAAUGCUGACAUUUGCGUUUUGUUACUUUUGGUCUAACACAAAAAAGCUGGCUCAUUUCAGAUCUUGCUGAACUUAAAAUUGAUGUGUCUAACUUGGUGCUCUACAGUAUUGAACUCCUACUGCGUUGCUUCUGUACAGAAUGGACUGUUGGAUUUAUAGUCGGCUAAAAAGGAUUGAUUCUUCUGGACUGCAGCUCAAGUAAUCUGUUGAUGGAAUUUCAUAGAGGCGUAUAAAAAUUCCAGUGUUAUCUUUCUAUCAUUCUGAGCGUCUUUUUAAUAACUUUGUGCUUUAUUUUGUUCUUCUGUGGGUUGAAUCAGAAACAUUUAGAACAUCUCCUUUAUGGCAAUUUGUAAGGUUACACUGUAGAACUGAGCUCAAGUAAUUGCCACAACUCAAUUUGGCUUGCUGCAGAGAUCCUAAGUUCUAAUGUAGAUUUAUUAUUUAGCUGGGAUAUACAUUUCAUUCAAGGUUAAUAUCUGAGAAAAGAUUUAAAACUGGAAGAGAUGAAUAGACUGAUGUGGUGUUUGUCACUGGUGUUGAUCUAUUUCAUCCUGGGGCUGAAGUUUUGUGUGGGAUGGGUGCAGUGGGUUUUAAAUGUUCUCAGGAGCUUCCUGUUCAGUUCAGUCACUUCAGAAAAUGACAGCAAAAUCAGCAGAGUGGUGGAAUCCUGGGAGAGAGACCCCGCCUCAAGAAUCUACUCGUGUGGAGAAGAGGAUGCUUUGGUCACAGUACAGACAAGCACACACUGUUUUCAGGUUGAUCUUAGAAAGCUGUCAGAAUGCAGCGAGUACUUCAGGGCCCUGUCUCACUCCCGAAUGAAGGAGACUACACAGAACCUCGUCCACCUGGACCACAUUCCUUCUAGAACCUUCCGCAAUCUCCUCGAGUUUACCUUCCGACAGCACUGUGAGGUCCCUGAAGAAGAGCUCCGGGAGCACAUUCAGGUGGGCAGCUACCUGUUGGCACAUCCCUUCCUAGCCAGAUGCCUGGUCUUACUUAGGAAGGUCUUGACUCCUCGGAAUUGCCAAUCCUACCUGGAUUUUGCCAAAUCAAUAUUCUGUGAGGAGAUGCUGAGUACAGUGUACUGCUACCUGAGCACACACCUGCUAGAAAUGCCUCAACUCUGCGGCAGCCUGGAACCAGCAGAAAGAGAGAGAAUUAUUGAACUGAGAACAGAGGGCAGCCACCAGCUGUGCACCUUGAAGAAAGAAAACCUUUGUGUAGGGCGUGACUCUCAAACCGAUGAUGCCCGCUAUUUGUACCAUUUUCUAGGGGCAGAAGACAGCGGUAACUGGUGCCAGGGGUCAAAACUUCCCUUUCUCGCAGAUAAAUGGAGCUUCAGCACUGCUGUGUUGUAUAACUACCUGUUUGUUAUAGGGGGAUACAGGCACAAGGUGAAGAAGAGAUUUGAGUUCUGCAUGGCAUCUUUUCGAUAUAACCCCUUCACAGACUGCUGGGAUUCUGUGGCACCUUUGAUUAAGCGCAGGCGUCACUUCAGCACUGCAGUUUGUGAGGGGGCUAUCUUCGCUGUGGGAGGCUGGUAUCUAGAUAAUCUUUUGGCUCCCGAUUCCAGCACUGCCCUCUACACCGCAGUGGAGAGGUAUGACCCAUGGACCGACACCUGGGCUUUUGUGUCUUCUCUGCCCCUGACCGACUUCUUAUUCACUGUAUCUCUUUCCCAUGAUAUUCCGCUGACAACUGUCCUGCGUGACUGUAUCUAUGUGCUCGGAACCAUCCAAAAAACAGGAGAGAAGCUCAUACUGCAGUACAAUGUGAAACAAGAUUCCUGGUCAGAGCUGCUUCCCACUCUUACUUGUGCUGAUGCAGAUAUUCCCAGUCUUUACUUCUUCUGCUCAGUAGACAGGCUUUAUUUGAUUGGAGGGAAUAACAAUGAGAAUGUGGUGACCUCAUUCUGUGUGGACAGUCAGAAGUGGGGCAAGGUCAGAGUCACACAGAAAAUGGCGCUUGCUGGCCAGGGCACUAUACUGAAUAACAAAGUGUACAUGCCAGCAGCAGAGCAGAACACUGUCAUCAGCAUGGAUCUCCAGUCCUUAUCCACACAGAUAUUACCUCCUCUCCCCAUCUCCACUUCCUAUGAGGCUCUUUUCCACCUUUAUUUCAAAGUGUUUGAUAACACCGUGUAACAAUUUUUUUUUUUUUUUUGUUCCUGGGUAGUAAGUGUUAUUUCCUAA
Molecule: messenger RNA, 2464 nt
Organism: Polyodon spathula (Mississippi paddlefish)
Lineage: Eukaryota; Metazoa; Chordata; Actinopteri; Acipenseriformes; Polyodontidae
Product: kelch repeat and BTB domain-containing protein 11-like
Exons: 4
Coding region: 776-2416 (546 amino acids)
Molecular function (GO): protein binding
Source: RefSeq, a predicted model, not a curated record